CUUUACAACAACUUUAUUGUUUACUAAAAUAACAGUAAAGUUUUCGCAAAUGUUUCCAGGAAAACUCCUCAAGGUUCCAUCUAUCAUCGCAAAAACGUGUAGACUCGAAUUUUUUUUUCUUUGAUCAAAUAUAUCAUCAUGAAAAGUCAUUAUUGUCAGAUAAAAUUAACAGACAAUAGUCCAACCAUUACAAUGGUCUAUUUACCUGAUAUUAAUCUUUACGUAAUUAGCGAUGCCAAAGGAUUUGGACAGCAUUGGAUACGUGUAUCAUAUUGUCAAAAAAUUUAUGAUACAAAAUUAUUACUUGGUAUGGAUGCCGAUGAUUAUAUGACUUCGAUUGCUCGUCAUUUUGCCCAAUCAAUAAUCAAAUAUAAAUUAUCAACCAUUCAGGAUCCAUUAAUAAUGGUCAAAGAAAUUGUGUUAAAUUUUAGUAUUUCAUUAAAAGAUAAAGAUCCUAAAUAUAUUAAAAUGAUUGGCGAAGAAUUUGCUAAAUAUUUUCAAGAUAAAUCUGAAUAAAAUUUAUUGAUUUUUUUU
Molecule: messenger RNA, 534 nt
Organism: Dermatophagoides pteronyssinus (European house dust mite)
Lineage: Eukaryota; Metazoa; Arthropoda; Arachnida; Sarcoptiformes; Pyroglyphidae
Source: RefSeq, a predicted model, not a curated record